AUCUCAGAUCGACAAUGAAAUUGCAGAUGCGAGCUUUACCAAGCGAGCUUUCCUCAGAAAUUCACGUCCCCAGAUGGUCCAAUUUCAUGAGAAGUUUUGGCUCAGCUUCUCACCUUAUCUGGAUAUCACUCAUCCUCCUUAUAUUUUUCCUCUGAUCAGAGUCUGGCUGAGCCCUUCAAUCUUUCUGCUACUCUGUUCAGAGUUGUUUUGGAAUAAUGGUGGUCAAUAUGGAUAUCGAUUGGGUUCAUUACCUAAAGGGUAUGUUGAAACCGCUUGCGGCCAUCACAGUGGUUUUGAUGGCUGUGGUUCUGUCGUAUGUGCAGAAGCUUGGGUUGGGGAAGGAGAUCCUCUACUCCAUUACAAGGGCUUUUCUUCAGUUGUCUGUUAUCGGCUUCGUGCUUCAGUUCAUUUUCAAUCAGAAGAACGAUUGUUGGAUUAUCGGCGCUUACUUGUUCAUGGUCUCAAUUGCAGGUUACACGGCAGGCCAACGUGCAAAAAAUGUACCACAUGGGAAAUACAUUGCAGGAGCAUCUAUUCUGACUGGAACAUCAGUGACCAUGUUCUUGCUUGUUGUGCUCAAUGUGUUCCCUUUCACACCAAUGUACAUCAUCCCUGUUGCAGGCAUGAUGGUUGGUAAUUCCAUGACUGUUACUGGUGUAACAAUGAAGCGACUCCGAGAUGAUGUCAGGAUCCAAAAAAGCCUGGUGGAAACUGCAUUAGCACUGGGAGCAACCCCACGUCAAGCUACACUUCAGCAAGUAAAGAGGGCUCUGAUUCUUGCUCUCUCUCCUUCGUUGGACAAUGCAAAGACUAUGGGGCUGAUCUCACUUCCUGGUGCCAUGACUGGUCUUAUAAUGGGGGGAGCCUCCCCUUUGGAGGCCAUUCAAUUGCAGCUUGUGGUGACGAAUAUGCAGAUGGGGGCAUCAACUGUCAGUAGCCUUAUGUCAACAUACCUUUGUUGGCCAGCCUUCUUCACCAAAGCUUACCAAUUGGAGGCCAAGGUCAUCAAUGCAGAGUAGGCUUUUCUUUUUGUUGCUAAACUAUUCUUUACUACAUAUAUAUCAAUUGUGAAUUUGUGGUUCAUGCUCGUAGUACAUGAUAUGGUGAAAGGAAAGGUAUUCUUCAUGAUGUCUGCCGAACUUGUAUUUAUGAAUCUAUGUUGUUUUCUUAAAUUGAAACCCAUUAUAAACUGCAAGUCUGCAAUCAUCUCAACCACUCUUUUGCAAUCA
Messenger RNA from Macadamia integrifolia, 1229 nucleotides. Its product is annotated as protein ALUMINUM SENSITIVE 3-like. The transcript is spliced from 3 exons. Gene Ontology annotation, biological process: response to aluminum ion. Lineage: Eukaryota; Viridiplantae; Streptophyta; Magnoliopsida; Proteales; Proteaceae. The record is from RefSeq and is a predicted model, not a curated record. The coding region runs from base 216 to 1019 and encodes 267 amino acids.